CAAUAUCAAGUUCCGCGUAUAAACACUGUUGUAAAGAGGCGGCGGAGCGGAAUUGUGCUGGGACAACGCUUCCGGUGACGACACAACGGGGUGAGAGGUCAUCAACUUGUAUUCGCGCGAGAUAUGUGGUAAAGCACGAGAUCAAUGGCGUCGCCAUAUUGCGGAAUUUGAAGACUUCCCGACGUUGAAUUUUAAGCGAUAAAUUUCCCCGCGUAGAAGCGAUAAAUAACUAGAAAUAUUGACAGAAGAUUUGGAGUCAUGGAUACUUUCACUUGUGGAAACUGUCAGUUACUAUUCACAGACAUAGAACUCUUUAUGACUCACAAGAAGUCUGAUUGUAGUAGUGAGAAUGCUACCAAUGCAAGUUUACCACCAGUAUUACCUGAAACUACCUCUGAUAUUGCACCUGCUGCUGAUAGUAUUAUAACGCCCCUUCCAAUUGUAACAGUUCCUCCUCUGGUUCAGCCACAGGUAGAUACUUCACAACCAGUCACAGAUGCCAUUAUUUUUGUUUGCAAGCACUGUAAUCUUUUUUCUACUGUGAAAGAAGAGUUGAUUGAGCAUGUUAAAGAUGAGCACCAGGUAAUCGAAGAUGAUGUUGAUUCUUCUAUAUCGUCUCUUCAACCACUGCCAGGAAGUAUGCCACCUCCAACUGCUAAACUACGCCCAGCCGUGCAGAAGAUAGUCACAGUGCCUUUCGGGCGUAGACGUGGACGGCCACGUAAAGUGCCAAAAACUGAAGAACAAUUGAAGGAAGAAGCGAGGCUGAAGAAUGAAGCACAGGAAAGAGCAGCUGAGGCUAAGAAAAAGGAAGAGGAGAUGAUGCAACAAGGUGAUGGUUUUGCAUGUUCAACUUGUAAAAGAAAAUUCACUAGGUUACGUCAAAUGAAGAGUCAUCGCUGUGUGGUUGAUGUCUUUGAUGAUGAACCACCUACGAAAAGAAUGCGUGGUCGGCCGGGUCUUGGCACUUCUGAUGGCUAUGAGAAUUCAGAUGAUACAUCCUGCACACAGUUGAACCUUUCUGUUUCAAGUGGUGCAACACAACCGUCCCUUACAGUGUUUGAUGGAUCGAACCAGGCAGGCAUGGAUGUGCCACAGGAAUACCCUGAUGGAAACUCUCUAGAAGAAAAUGCUGAGGAUGAGAAGAAGGACAAGCGGUCUAGAAUGUCCUACCUUGAGAAGUAUGUCGUCGGUGAAAUUACCGAACACUGCAUUCAGCAAACUAUCAACCAAGGAGCCGCUAUUCCCCACCGAAGUAACACCACAAAUCCAGUGCUUAGAGUCUUCACAUGUCCGCAUUGUAACAAACUUUUCAAGUACAGACACGCCCUGGCUGUACACAUUCUCAUCCAUAAGGACAUCAAACCUUUCAAGUGUAAUCGCUGCAACUAUGCCUCCAAUAGCUCUGGCAACCUGAAUGUCCAUAUGCGUAAACAUACUGGGGAGAAAUUCAGGUGUAGUAAGUGUGAUUUCACAUGUAUCAAUAAGGGGCAUCUGAAGGUUCAUAUGGCAAAACAUGGCACUGAUCGCUACGAGUGUGAAUUGUGUGGGAAAAAAGUGCACCAUCCAACUGAGCUAGUGAAACACAUCAAGUACAAACAUGACAUUGACAGAGAUAACAAGGCCAAGGAGUACUUCGAACGCAAGAAGAUGGAGAGUCGCAGUGGAAGGAGAGCUCUAUUAUACCAAUGUAAUAUCUGUGAGCGAAAGUUCAAGACAAAGCGUGAUCAUGAUAUGCACUUGUAUUUACACACCAAUGAAAAGCCAUACAAAUGUGAACUAUGCGAGUACUCCACUGCUCGGAAGCCAUACAUGAAAGUGCAUGUUAAGAAGCAUAGAAUAGUUUAUAAGUGUUGCUUCUGUAAUGAGAGCUUCAUCAGCUCACACAGACUGUCUGUUCAUCUGCAGGAAAGUCAUGGGGAUUUACAAGAUUUUGAUAUCAAUGAUGUGUACAAUAAGUCUGUCAACUGUAGUCUUUAUUUAGUGGAGCCUGGGGGAAAGAACAUUACUGCAGAUGAGGCCUCGGCUUUAGCCAUCCUACAACAAGAGAAUAUCGAUACAUCUGAAGAUAAUUUAGAUUUCACGGCUAUGUUUUCUAAAGGUAGCAUUUCCAACAUUCAGACUGAGCUGGAAGAAAAGAAUGACAUAUCGAGAAGCGAGAUGAAGAAUCCCUUGCAGGUGCUAUGUUAA
Messenger RNA from Saccoglossus kowalevskii, 2190 nucleotides. RefSeq names its product zinc finger protein ZFAT-like. NCBI's taxonomy places the organism in Eukaryota, Metazoa, Hemichordata, Enteropneusta, Harrimaniidae. Gene Ontology annotation, molecular function: RNA polymerase II transcription regulatory region sequence-specific DNA binding; DNA-binding transcription factor activity, RNA polymerase II-specific. Gene Ontology annotation, cellular component: nucleus. The record is from RefSeq and is a predicted model, not a curated record. Gene Ontology annotation, biological process: regulation of transcription by RNA polymerase II.